AUGAUUAGGGUACCUACACAUUAUUAUAAAGUUAUUCUUGCUGUUAAUAGGAGGGCUAAGGGUAAAUGUGCUGGGGGGCCCCCUAGCGGACCACCACCAUCACCAGGAGCAGCAGCAGCGUCAGGGGGCCCCACACCUGAAGUGUCUCCUCCUGGUGCUACUGCUGCUGAUGGUGGUGGUACUGUCUCCUCUCCUGUAGAGGAGACACCUAGGGAUGGAGAAGACGGCAGCAGCAGCAGCAGCAGCCCAACACCUAGCGGCAGUACAUUAAGCGGCAGCACCUGGACGGACAGCAGCGGCGGCGGCAGCAGCAGCGACGAGUCUCCUCCUCCUCCCCCUUUUGCUCCUGUUGUCUUAGGCUCCUUUCUUAUACCUAAUAAGCGUCUCCCUUCCUCUAUCUCCUUAGAUGGUCUCCGUGUCCCUCUUUCCUUCUUAGAGACUACAGGAGCUGCAGAUUUCUCUGUACGUAUAAAUAAAUAA
This is a messenger RNA of Eimeria maxima, 480 nucleotides long. RefSeq lists its product as hypothetical. The transcript has a single exon. Bases 1 to 480 code for a protein of 159 amino acids. The record is from RefSeq and is a predicted model, not a curated record. Lineage: Eukaryota; Apicomplexa; Conoidasida; Eucoccidiorida; Eimeriidae.